Molecule: messenger RNA, 3474 nt
Organism: Psammomys obesus (fat sand rat)
Lineage: Eukaryota; Metazoa; Chordata; Mammalia; Rodentia; Muridae
Gene: Grik5
Product: glutamate ionotropic receptor kainate type subunit 5
Biological process (GO): modulation of chemical synaptic transmission; synaptic transmission, glutamatergic; monoatomic ion transport
Cellular component (GO): postsynaptic membrane; presynaptic membrane; kainate selective glutamate receptor complex
Molecular function (GO): transmitter-gated monoatomic ion channel activity involved in regulation of postsynaptic membrane potential; kainate selective glutamate receptor activity
Source: RefSeq, a predicted model, not a curated record
CCUCCCUCCCUCCCUCCCUCCAUCUCUCCCCUCCACCACCAUCACCACCACUCCCCCCGCGCUCCAGGACCCAGCGCGGGCGGGCGGACAGGCGGCGGCCUAGGAGGGGAGAAGGAGCGGCGGCGGCGGGAGUACCGGCGGCAGCCGGGAGGCAGGCCCGGCUGGGGACACAGAGCCGCCGGCGGCUGCUGCUCACACGGGACCAGAGUACUCGGCCAGGCCCUCCCACUGAGAGCGGGCCGCCCCCAGGACACCCCACCCUCCUCCGCCUUCCCGUUCACCUGCUCCUCUCCAUCCUCUCCUCCCACCUCAUCUCUCCACCUCAUCCCCCCCCCCCCCCUUCUUGGUUUCUCCAGGGCUGCCAGUUACCCUGUCCUCGCCAGCCCCUUCACUGCCCGGCCUCUCCUGGCCCCCAAGCAUGCUUUUCCCGUGGGGACCGAGGGCUUGAGGACUCCAGGCCCUAGCCUCAUCCAGGGCAGGGCCAAGGCUCUGGGGGGAGGGGGGGAAGGGGGCGGCCCCCUCCCCCCCAGCAGGCCCUCCCCUCCCCCACUUCUCCCGAUGGCCAGCUUUCUUUUCUCCACCCAGUCCUCACCCCCUGUGCCCCCCCCAGGCCGGCCCGGCUAGGGGAGGGGGCGGGGGCCCUUUCCUGGGCCGGCUUCCCCCUCCCCCGGCUUUGCCUGUGCCCCCCUCCCUUCCGUUUUCACCUUCCUCUCCUCCUUUCCUCCCUCCUUCCCCUCCGUUUGCUCCUUCCCCCUCUCCUCUCUCCCCUUCUCUCCUCCAUUUUCUCCUUUCCCCUUCCUCCCCUCCUGGCCCGCCCUUUGCUUUUCCACCUGUCCUUCCUCCCUGCUGCUGGAGAGACACUGUUUUGGAUUAGUUGGGGGCCACCGCGGGCGGCGGGGGAGGGGGCCCGGUGGACUGCCCUCUCCCCCCGGCCCCAGCCUCACCAGCACCCAGCGUCGGAGCAUCUCUCAGUAGUUCCUCGGGCCUCGAGGGAGCCCAGCCCUCCGUCCCACCAGGAUCCGUGGCGAGUGGGGGCCGCGGCAGCUGCAUCCCCAUGAGGAGGGGAGGAAGAUGCCGGCUGAGCUGCUGCUGCUGCUGAUAGUUGCCUUCGCCAACCCCAGCUGCCAGGUGCUGUCAUCACUGCGCAUGGCUGCAAUCCUGGAUGACCAGACCGUGUGUGGCCGUGGGGAGCGUCUGGCUCUGGCCCUGGCCCGGGAGCAGAUCAACGGGAUCAUCGAGGUCCCCGCCAAGGCCCGGGUGGAAGUCGACAUCUUUGAGCUGCAGCGGGACAGCCAGUACGAGACCACGGACACCAUGUGUCAGAUCCUGCCCAAGGGGGUCGUGUCUGUCCUGGGACCUUCCUCCAGCCCAGCUUCUGCCUCCACCGUGAGCCAUAUCUGUGGGGAGAAGGAGAUCCCCCAUAUCAAGGUGGGUCCUGAGGAGACGCCCCGCCUUCAGUACCUUCGGUUCGCAUCUGUCAGCCUGUACCCCAGUAACGAAGACGUCAGCCUGGCCGUCUCUCGAAUCCUCAAGUCCUUUAACUACCCGUCGGCCAGCCUCAUCUGCGCCAAGGCUGAGUGCCUGCUGCGGUUAGAAGAAUUGGUGCGAGGUUUCCUCAUCUCGAAGGAGACGCUCUCCGUGCGGAUGCUGGACGACAGCCGGGACCCCACGCCGCUGCUCAAGGAGAUCCGCGACGACAAAGUGUCCACCAUCAUCAUCGAUGCCAACGCAUCCAUCUCCCACCUUGUCCUCCGUAAGGUAGAGUAUGACGGGCUGACCGGGCGGGUUGAGUUCAACAGCAAAGGGCAGAGGACCAACUACACGCUGCGCAUCCUGGAGAAGGCCCGGCAGGGCCACCGAGAGAUCGGGGUGUGGUACUCUAACCGGACCCUGGCCAUGAAUGCCACCACCCUGGACAUCAACCUGUCUCAGACUCUAGCCAACAAGACUCUGGUGGUCACAACUAUCCUGGAGAACCCAUACGUCAUGCGGCGGCCCAACUUCCAGGCCCUGUCGGGGAACGAGCGCUUUGAGGGCUUCUGCGUGGACAUGCUCCGGGAGCUGGCCGAGCUGCUGCGCUUCCGCUACCGCCUGCGCCUGGUGGAGGACGGGCUGUAUGGAGCGCCCGAGCCCAACGGCUCCUGGACCGGCAUGGUCGGCGAGCUCAUCAACCGGCAGAAGGCCGACCUGGCGGUGGCGGCCUUCACCAUCACCGCGGAGCGGGAGAAGGUCAUCGACUUCUCCAAGCCCUUCAUGACGCUGGGGAUCAGCAUCCUCUACAGGGUCCACAUGGGCCGCAAACCCGGCUAUUUCUCCUUCCUGGACCCCUUCUCCCCUGCCGUGUGGCUCUUCAUGCUGCUUGCCUACCUGGCUGUGAGCUGUGUCUUGUUCUUGGCCGCCAGGCUCAGCCCUUACGAGUGGUACAACCCGCACCCGUGCCUGCGGGCGCGCCCCCACAUCCUGGAGAACCAGUACACGCUGGGCAACAGUCUCUGGUUCCCCGUGGGCGGCUUCAUGCAGCAGGGCUCGGAGAUCAUGCCCCGGGCACUGUCCACGCGCUGCGUCAGCGGGGUCUGGUGGGCCUUCACCCUGAUCAUCAUCUCCUCCUACACGGCCAACCUGGCUGCCUUCCUCACCGUGCAGCGCAUGGAGGUGCCGGUGGAGUCAGCGGAUGACCUGGCAGACCAGACCAACAUCGAGUACGGCACCAUCCAUGCCGGCUCCACCAUGACCUUCUUCCAGAACUCGCGGUACCAGACGUACCAGCGCAUGUGGAACUACAUGCAGUCCAAGCAGCCCAGCGUGUUCGUCAAGAGCACGGAGGAGGGCAUCGCCCGCGUGCUCAACUCCCGCUACGCCUUCCUGCUGGAGUCCACCAUGAACGAGUACCACCGGCGCCUCAACUGCAACCUCACCCAGAUCGGGGGCCUCCUCGACACCAAGGGCUACGGCAUCGGCAUGCCGCUGGGCUCCCCGUUUCGGGAUGAGAUCACGCUGGCCAUCCUGCAGCUCCAGGAGAACAACAGGCUGGAGAUCCUGAAGCGCAAGUGGUGGGAGGGCAGCCGCUGCCCCAAGGAGGAGGACCACAGGGCCAAAGGUCUGGGCAUGGAGAACAUUGGGGGGAUUUUCGUCGUGCUCAUCUGCGGCCUCAUCAUCGCCGUUUUCGUGGCCGUCAUGGAAUUCAUCUGGUCCACGCGGAGGGCAGCAGAGUCGGAGGAGGUGUCGCUGUGCCAGGAGAUGCUGCAGGAGCUGCGCCACGCCGUGUCCUGCCGCAAGACCUCGCGCUCCCGCCGGCGCCGGCGCCCGGGCCCGAGCCGGGCGCUGCUGUCGCUGCGCGCCGUCCGCGAGCUGCGGCUCAGCAACGGCAAGCUGUACUCGGCCGGCGCGGGCGGGGACGCGGGCGCGCACGGCGGCCCGCAGCGCCUGCUGGACGACCCCGGGCCGCCCGGGGGCCCGCGGCCCGCCGCCCCCACG